CACUCGUCGUGAAUCAUACGUGUUUAAUCGAAUCAUACAUUAAAAUGAGCAUUUUUUUUGUUUUUUCCAAUAAUUAUUGAAGGAUUUGAAAAGGAAUGUAUGAGUUUAAAAUGAAGAGCAGACUUGUGUUAGAGGAUUUUAAUCCGCCCUUGUGAAUCAUCAAACAUUGAACAGUGGUAAAGUAAAGUUUGGAGUGCCAAGUGAUGCCUAUAAGUGAAAAUAAGUGAAAAAAAUCGGUUGAAAUAAUGGAGUCUAACAACAUGUCCAACCCGGCCAAUACGACCGAGUUUUGGGGAUCUGAAGAGGUUCAACUUGGAAUGACAGACUCGAGCUUUAGCCACACAACGCGUCGUGAUCCCCUGUAUUUAGUGAUCCCAGUAACAAUAAUCUACCUAUCAAUAUUCCUCACCGGUACAAUAGGGAAUGUUUGCACAUGCAUUGUAAUAGCACGCAACAAGUCAAUGCAGACAGCAACGAAUUACUAUCUGUUUAGUCUUGCUAUAUCAGACCUGUUGCUUCUUAUGUCUGGUUUACCUGCCGAGGUCUAUCUCGUCUGGUCCAAGUAUCCAUACAUAUUCGGCCAAGGUUUUUGUGUACUGAGAGGUCUCGCUGCUGAGUGUUCAACAAAUGCCAGUGUAUUAACUAUAACGGCAUUUACUAUUGAACGUUAUGUGGCAAUAUGCCAUCCAUUUUUAUCCCACACCAUAUCAAAAUUGUCAAGAGCAAUAAAACUCAUCCUCCUAAUAUGGCUGAUAGCACUGUGCUUUGCCAUACCACAAGCCCUCCAGUUUGGUCUCUUGCAGAUCCCUAAUGAAAGCCCGGAUGCUAUCAUCUGUACUUUGAAGAAUGUUUUUAUACAGCAUUCCUUCGAAUUAUCCACUCUACUCUUUUUCAUUUUACCAAUGAUACUCAUCACGGUGCUUUAUGCCCUUAUUGGACUCAAAUUGAGAAAAACUAAUAUCAUGAAGAAAACAAAUAUGCGAUCCCAGAGAGGAGGACUUGCCAACAGCAGAUUAAGAGACUGCAGAUAUCACACUGGAAAAUCAUCUAGACGAGUUCUCAAAAUGCUUGUUGCAGUUGUAAUCGCAUUCUUCAUUUGCUGGGCACCUUUUCACCUUCAACGUCUUAUUGCAAUCUAUGGUACAGGAACUGAUGGAAUUUCCUCGAAAACCAAAUGGUUCGAGGUUCUCUAUUACAUCUUCACGUACAUCUCAGGGGUAUUGUACUAUGUUUCAACAACUAUCAAUCCCAUCCUGUACAACAUCAUGUCACAUAAAUUUCGAGAAGCCUUCACGGUAACCCUAGCAACAACCUGUGCUCGCUCAUCAUUUUCUAGCCAAUGUGAGCAAAGAUCCUAUUCGAGCUUAUCAAGAUCUCAACAAAGAACAGCAGGUGCUUCUGCCUCUCGAACUGUUGGUUAUGGAGGUGUAAUGCCUCAGGAAAGUUCCGACUGCUCGGCAAACUCAUUGAAAGAAGAAAGCCGUCGACAAAGCACUUUUGUACCGAGUCAAUCCGAGAUUGGAGCAGCUGUUGAUUCUAGGGAGGGUUCUGCAUCACUUGAACUAAGUGACUAUCGAAAUCGAUAUUCAGUAAAACGUAUACCGACCAUCAAAUUAAAUUGUCGAGAUUCAAGGUGUACAAUUACUUCAUACAGAACUGAACCCUCAGAAUUGAGGCAAAUCUCAUCGUCCCUGAAGGGUAAAGCUAUUUCUCAACCACAAAGUGAUGACCUUCUUCUUUGUCAAAAUGAUAUGAGCGGAAAAACCAACAAUGACUGUAAAAAUGCUAAUAAUUAUAAACGGAACAAGGAGAAUUAUGUGGACACACGUGAAAAGAAGUGGUGGAAUAUAAUCAGAUGGUUUCCAGGUCAAAAAGUCUUUAAAUUCAAAUCCACUGGAGCUAAUUUUGGGGAGGGUAUUGCUGAUAUUGAAAGUAAGCGCGAGGAAUACUCAAUGACCACUUGCUAUAUUGCGAAAGACAACAGAUUCGUUUAAGAAAGUCGUGGAAUAUUUCCAUCCAGAGAUCAUCCAAAUUUUUCCUAUUUUAACCAAUUAUACACAUUUUUUUUUUCACCCCUGAAAAAUACUUUAAGACCUCUAAAGGGGAGUCAUUCACAAUAAUACACUUUCAAUAGGAUUUUUUUUUUUUCCCCGAAGAGAAGCAAAAAUGAUGAAUAAUUAAAAUGAGUGUGCACCGGUUGAUUAGUUCAUAUUAAGUAAGUCUAACCUAGUAAUUCAAUUCAACAACAAAACAUUAUGUGUAAAAAUAGACUGAGGUACAGUAAUAAUUGUGCAUGUAAAUCUGUAAAAGUACAAGCGUGCAAAACAGCUUAUACAAACAGGUACAUACACAUUGACCUUGUUAGCUCAAAGUACGACGAUUGAGUAAUCCUUGAGUGGAGGGAGAACAUAAUUCGAGGGAAUGAAAAAAAUAGGUCCAACGAAUACGGGGAACGAAUGACAGAAUACAGCAGACCAAGAGACAAAAGAAUACAAAAUUUCCAGAAUAUUCGCAAAUAUGUUGGGAAUUUUUUGCAGGAGUACAAGAGAAUAAUCAACUUUUUGUUCAUCUUUCCCUCUCCUUUAUUCUUUGACAUUUUUUGGAAUUGAUGUUGGUUACCUUGUAAUUCCAUUUUUAUUUUUCAUCUCCUGACCCCUCGAUAGUGGAGACUGGGCUAUGAAGGACAGCGCAAUUCGCCAAUAUUAGUGAAUAUUUAAGUAGUUUGAAUAAUUUGACUAUUCUCGAGUCGUUUGACCGGUUCGUAGAUAUCUCCGGGAAUUGAUUAUUUCGUAGAUUGUGUGGAUAGAAAUAUCGUUCAUUGGAAUAGUGUUGAAUGGCGAGAUGGAAGUAAGAGGAUGUAAGAAGUGACUGAUGAUACACAUGUGCGGCCAGCUUAACUUUAAAAACAAAAAAAAACACCACUUUUCUAUGGCCGAUGCUAUUUUUAUGUUUAAAGUUCACAGUAAGACUGCUAGUGUUGUUAUUCACAACUGUGUAUUAGCUUAAUGAGGGCCGACGCACUGUCGAAAAAUUCAGAGAAAUAUCAUAGGAACGGAGUACUGUCAAUAUGAUGAAAUUCCAAUGGAAACUUCUAAGAGGCAUGCCCACUUUUCAAUUCUGCACCGGCCCUUUUUCGUACUUUUAACAAUAUAUAUAAAUAUUGAAUUAAUUAAAUUCUGUGAUAUUAUUUAAUAAAUGUGGUGUGUAUGUUAUUGAUGAAAU
Molecule: messenger RNA, 3222 nt
Organism: Fopius arisanus
Lineage: Eukaryota; Metazoa; Arthropoda; Insecta; Hymenoptera; Braconidae
Product: neuromedin-U receptor 2-like
Exons: 3
Coding region: 246-1994 (582 amino acids)
Biological process (GO): neuropeptide signaling pathway
Cellular component (GO): plasma membrane
Molecular function (GO): neuromedin U receptor activity
Source: RefSeq, a predicted model, not a curated record